AUGGAAGCUGAUGAAUAUUUUUCAACAUUCGAUGCGUUACAAAAUGUAAGUGCUUAUUAUUUCAUUAUCAGCAAAAAAAUGUUUGAAAUACGAGUUCUUAUCAGGAAAAAGUUUUUUUUUCUGCUUAUUUUGAAAAAAAUUCAACAAUGAAUGACGAUGAAAGUAAAUAUUCUUAUUCUGCAAAAAUUAAACGUAUGAAAUAUAAGGUUAUUUACAUUUUGGACAUCGACUAAAUGACAUUUUCAGGUUUUUAAAGCAAGUUAGUUGAAAUAUUGGGUUUUAAUGUUAUUCAUAGGGUAGAUUGCUCUAAAGCGAGCAGAAUGAUAUAAAUUUUGAUGAGUUUACGUUAACCAUAAGUGAUUUAAGGACGUUAAGUCGAUAUUUAGUCGAUAAGUCGCUAAAUCACUUAUGGUUAACGUAAAGUCAUCAAAAUUUACAUCAUUCGAUUCGUCUUAGACUAUUCUACCCUAUGAAUAACAUUAAAACCCAAUAUUUCAAAUAACUUGCUAAAAAAACCUGAAAAUGUCAUUUAGUCGAUCUAUCAAAUUUCAAAAACAUUUUUCAGCAGCAGAAAAAGGAACAAGCAGUUCGAAAACAACUUCCACUGAAAACCAAUGAGAAUUGUGGAAUCUCAAAGAUCGUCUGGUCACAAUUCGAUUUUAUGACUGGACCCGAACUCAAAUUUGUUUGGGAAGUUACACCAUCAACUUCGAUUUCACCCGUGAAUUUAUCCGGGGAAGAUGGUUCGAUUGCUGAUGGAGAAAGUCUUGUUGAUUCUGGCGGUUCGAAUCAAUCAGUUUCCUUUGAAGAAAUUGAUGAUCCUUUGAAGGUUGGUUAGAAUUUUGGGGGACUUUUUGAAUUUUUAAUUUUCAGACAGAACUAACGAUUCUGGAAGGUUUGGAUGAUAGUUGUCUUGAAUCACUUUCUGAGCUGAAUUUGUUGCAAUGCGGUGAUUAUAAAUAUAAAACAAUGAAAUAUUUGGAUGAAUAUAUGAUGACGGAUAGCACAACAACAACAUCCACAAAAACCCUGACAAUGGAAGAUUCGAGAAUUGAAAGCCCGGGAAGCAGCGCAAAAUCGAUUAUAUUAUCUCCGGAAGAUAAAAUGUUUAUUGCAUCGCCUUCUCCAAAUGAUACGGGACAUCUUGGGAAAUUGUUGGCUACCAAAUAUCCGAAUGAUGAAGAGAGGGAAUUGGCUGAUAUUCUGAGGGAAAAGUUGGUUUUUUUUAUAUGCAGGGUUCACGAAACAAAAAACGUUUAAAAAAACCAAAAAAGUGAUUCUCGAAUGGUUUUUUAUUCAUUUUUUUCACCAUUUUCUGAAUAAAGUGGAGGUAAAACGCAUUUUAGUGUCCAGAAAUGCUAUUUCACGACCUUCUAAUCAUUCUAACAAGGGACUUAGGGUGAUAACAGGUUUUGAAAUAAGGUAACUCGACGCGCUGAUCACGAUGCUGCAAAAAUUAGCUGCUGAGCUCCAGUCUGAGCCGCGCGAAUGAGCUCCAAAGCAAAUUUUGAUACAAAAAAUUACAGAAAUUUUCGAAUUAAAAAGAUUCACGUUUCUUUAAAAUAAUUUUUCACGUGAAUAUUUGUUGACUCAAAUUUUCGAGGGUCCCAAAAUCGACUUCAAACAUCAAUUUUCGACAAAAAUAAAUAUUCGCAACGUUCAAUUCGACCCAAUUAACCCUGAGCUACUUCUAUUCUACCCAAAACUUACUUAUUUCAUAUGAAAAUUGAGAGUUUCUGAGCAAACUUUGUAGCUCAUUGCGUGGCUCAGACUGGAGCUCAGCAGCUAAAUUUUGUGGGAUCGUGAUCAGCGCGCCGAGUUACCUAAUACUGCACUUACCUUAUUUUAAAACCCGUUAUCACCCUAAUGUAAGUCCCUUGUAAAAGACAAAUAAAGCCUUCAGAAUAAAAUUUUUGAUUUUCGAAAUUUUUAGAAAAUCACCAAAAACGUUUUUUUUUUCAUUUCGUGAAUCGCUUGAAUUAAUCAGAAAUAUUUAAAUUUAAUUCUGAAUUUUUUUAGAAUGGCAAAUGAGACAGAUGAAACAAUGACUGAAGGUGUUGCACAUUUAUCCGAACAUUAUGAACUUGAUAGAUAUUCUCCGAUUUUUCAACAACAAGACGACGAAUUACGUCGAUCUUGUGUUGAUUCAGGUGUCGGUGUCUCAACACAUAGUGAUUUAUCUGCAUUUUGUCAUACACCGCCGAAAAAAAGAGAUGAAUAUGAUGAAGAUGAUGUUUUUAAUGGUCCAAUGACAUCAACACCGAAUAUCCGAUCAAGAAGUCGAACAACAACACCUCCACCAAAAGAUAUUUUCAAUUUUUUCGAUGAUCAAAUUGAUUUUGGAGAUUAUGUUAGUGAUGAGGCUUUUGUUGCCAAAUGUGUUCUUGCUGAAUUAAUUUGCAAGUAAGUUUAGCUCCUAAAUCUUGUGAGCCGCGAAAUCAUUAUUUGUUUCAGUAUGCCACAUUCAAGAUGCCCAUUACAACAUAAACUGAUUGUUUCACCUUCGAGGCAUCUUUUGGUGGCCGCAUUCAUUUUUUCGGCUCAAACGAAACAUGGAAAUACAAUCACUUAUGCGAUUUCAUUUUUGAUGCCUAAUGAAAAGUGGGUUUUAAAAUUUGCUCCAAAGGGAACUGUUUCAAUUUGAAAUCGAGAUUUAGUAGUUUUCGACACGCUAAUCACGAUCCCGCUGUUUAAAACUGCAAAGCUCGACUCCUAACAUGAGUUAUUGUUGUAAGUGGAAAAGUUGGAAAAUUUUGAAAAUUGGGACUUUGGAGGGUCAGAAAUCGCCUUCAAAAUUAUUUUCAUGAAAAUCUAAUAGCAAAGGGUUGUUCGUGAGGCUCGAUUACAACUUUUUUGAAAAAUCUUCCGGAUUUUUUUAGAAGGUUCAUAUAAAAAUCUGGAAGAUUUUUCAAAAAAGUUGUAAUCGAGCCUCCUGAACAACGCUAUGCUAUCAGAAUUUCAUGAAAAUAAUUUUUAUGGUGAAUUUUGACCCUACAAAGACCCAAUUUUUCAAUAUUUUCCAACUUUGCCACGUCAUAACUCAUGUUAGGAGUCGAACUUUGCAGUUUUAGACAGCGAAAUCGUGAUCAGCGGGUCGAAAACUACUAGAAAAAAUAUAUUUCAUUAAAAAUCUAAUGUGAAAUCCUUCAGACAAGAUUGGUAUAUGGAUAGACAAAUGUGGUUUGAGAGAAUGGUUGGAGAUUCAGUUCCAAAAAUGAAAGCAUCACUUUUUGCCGAAGAUUCGGAUGAUGUUCUUGUUCGAGUGACUUCGGAAUUGACAAGAUUAUUGGCGCUGUUAUCAGCUCUUGAAAGAUUUUCAUUAGUUGCCAUUGAGAAACCAUUAAUGAUUAAGAACACGCUUUUUACGGAAAGAGCAAAAAUUGAAAAUCGAUUGCUUUGUCGAUCGAUUUCUGGAUGUUUGCAAAGUCAAGGGCAUACUGUAAUUAUUGGAUCGGAUCAUCAAAUUGUCGCUAGAAUGAUGUAUACGCUUGCAUUUUUUGUACCUUUGAAUCUUCAAUGGUGUUGUUUACGCCCGUAUCGACAUAAAUAUAAUCCAUAUUUACGAAUUCAAGCUGUUCGACGAGCUGAAUUGCCAUCAAUUAUAUUGAGUGGUACUUCGAGUCCUUGGCCGAUUUGUAUUAUUGAUUUGGAUAGAUCGGCUGUGUGUUUUUCGGCGAAUUAUCAGAGACAUCGGAUUUUGCGGGCGAGAAAUGAUUCGAGAGGUGUGAGAGUGAUUUUGGAGCAUGCUGGAGUUAUGUCGUCGGCGAGGAAUGAGAAAGCACCGCAGUUGUGAGUUGGGGAGUUCGAAAAUUUAAAUUCGGAAAACUUUGAAGUAUCAGAAUAACACCUUGGCCGAAAUCGUGGUUUCCAAAAUAAAAAAAUUGUACGCUAAAUUUUUACAGUACGGAACUGUGAAUUUUUCAGUUUUUGACCUCGAAAAACUAAAAUUCGGAUUUUUUUCAAAAUUGUACUUUGGCCAGGAAUUCGAAAAUACACCGAAAUAAUUUUUCAAUUUUUUCUGAAAAUCAUUUUUCAAUUUUUAUUCUGAAAUUUUGGAUUUUUUCGGAGAAUGCCAGAAAAAAAUCAUGAAAAUUUCCCAAAAAAAAAUUAAUUUUUUCGGAAAAUAAAAAAGUCAGGAAAUUUUCCGAAAGCAUUUUUUUCAGAGAGACAAAAAUUAAUUUCAAAAGUUAAAAAUUGGAAAACUUUUUGUUCUCAGAAUUCAGAAAUUCAGCUCAAAAAUAUAUUUUCCAUCUGAAAAUCAUUAAAAAGUCGAAUUUCAAGUGUUAUUCUGAAAUUUUGAAUUUUUUCGGAAAUUAACAAAAAAAAGUCAGGAAAAUUUGCCAAAAGAAUUUUUUCCAGAGGGACAAAAAUUUAGUUCAAAAAUAAAAAAUCGGAAAACUUUUUCAGCUCAAAAAUAUUUUUUUAUAGCUGAAAAUCAUCAAACAUUUUGAAUUUCAAGUUUUAUUCUGAAAUGUUUAAUUUUUUCGGAGAAUUCCAGAAAAAAUCAUGAAAAUUUUCCAAAAAUUAGCAUUUUUCCAGAGGGACAAAAAUUUAGUUCAAAAAUUAAAAAUCGGAAAAAUUUUUAAUCUCAGAAUACUGAAAUUCAGCUCAAAAAUAUUUUUUUCCAUCUGAAAAUCAUUAAAAAUGUCGAAUUUCAAGUUUUAUUCUGAAAUUUUUGGAUUUUUCGGAAAAUAAAAAAGUCAGGAAAUUUUCCAAAAGCAUUUUUUCCAGAGGGACAAAAAUUUAGUUCAAAAAUUAAAAAUCAGAAAACUUUUUAGUCUCAGAAUUCUGGAAUUCAGCUCAAAAAUAUUUUUUCCAGCUGAAAAUUAUUAAAAAAUGUUGAAUUUCAAGUUUUAUUCUGAAAUUUUGGAUUUUUCGGAAAACAAAAAAGUCAGGAAAAUUUCCAAAAGCAUUUUUUUCCACAGGGACAAAAAUUUAGUUCAAAAAUUAAAAAUCGGAAAACUUUUUAGUCUCAGAAUUCUGAAAUUCAGCUCAAAAAUAUUUUUUCCAGCUGAAAAUUAUUAAAAAAUGUUGAAUUUCAAGUUUUAUUCUGAAAUUUUGGAUUUUUUUUAAAAAUGAAAACAAACAUUUUAAUUUUUUCGGAGAAUGCCAGAAAUAAUCAUGAAAAUUUCCCAAAAAUUAGCAUUUUUCCAGAGGGACAAAAGUUCGGUUCAAAAAUUUUUCCAAAAUAUUGAAAUCAUCAAAAAUUUUGAAUUUUUCCCGGAAAAUCUCCCAAAAAUGCAUUUUUUUCCAGAGAACUGUCAAAUUGUCGAUCUAUGGAAUGUGUAAAUACAUUUGUAAAAAGAAUGGAUCUUUUACCAAUGGAAGAAUCUGUCAGAGCCACGUUUUGCUCGCAAUUAAUGCUUUAUAUUGACAAUUUGGCGAUUGCUUUUAUAGCUUUUGUUCGGGAUUCGAGGUAUGUAUUUUCAUAGCUCAUUUCUGAUUCCUCUGAUUAUCCUGUAACAUUAUUGUAUUUUUCUAGCCGCCCUGGAAAAGAUGAAAAAGAAUGUGGAACUCGAUCACGUCAUUUCAACUUAGCCGAAUGUCGAAAAUCAUUGGACCUUACUCAAGAUGCAAUUUUUAAUGCGGUUUUGGCGCGCGCCGAAUUACUCCAACCCGAUAUUUCGGAAUUUAUAUACAUGUGA
Molecule: messenger RNA, 5645 nt
Organism: Caenorhabditis angaria
Lineage: Eukaryota; Metazoa; Nematoda; Chromadorea; Rhabditida; Rhabditidae
Source: the annotation of a GenBank genome assembly